Styela clava is the source of this 330-nucleotide messenger RNA. Its product is annotated as GSK3-beta interaction protein-like. Lineage: Eukaryota; Metazoa; Chordata; Ascidiacea; Stolidobranchia; Styelidae. The record is from RefSeq and is a predicted model, not a curated record.
AUGGAUGAUAUCGACCUCGUUCAAGAGGUCAAAAGUGUAGCAGAAGAAAUUCGAUUUGCCGUUGAUAAAGUUGUCAUUGAUGCGACUGAUCCUUACUCGUUUACUGUUACAAUUAAAGAAGGAGUUACAUUUCAUCUCAGUUUGAGUAGCAGAGGAUUUCUUGUUGAAAAUCAAUCUCAAGGUGAUCCAAACACUCAAUCGGAAGUAAUCAUACUCAAAGGACAGUGUUUCGAAACUAUUUAUGCUUUUCUUGAUAAAGCAAGUCCAGCUUACAGAGUUGCAUUUGUUCAAGACAUUUCAAAAAAACUGAACGCAAUUAGUGAAGGAUAA